UAAGAGAUUACUUGGAGGGUGAUUAGUGGAGAUUAAGUGACUCGGGGUAAUGGUCGUUAUAUUCAAACCGGCUAUAAAAGUCGCAAGGUGUAGAGGUCUCACUUAUUUAGUUGCCAGCCGUGGUGCGAGAACGUCGCUGCUCCGCAAGUGUGUUGUAGUGAAGCUUCGCCUGGAUACUCAGAGAGUAUAACCAUAACCAACCCUCAUCAAGGCCCCUUGUGGAUAUUGCUGCUCUUAAGAGUUCAUCUUUGUCGGUUGUCUAGAACAUCUAAAAAAAAAUGGAGGUAGUGCAAAGCUCAGCUGAGGUGAUGUACACUCUCACCGUUCCCCAGUUCUCCUACCAGGAGCUCGGUGAAACCUUCACCACCGACUUCCAACUGUCUGUGAACGGUGUGCGAACCAGCUGGCAGGCCACGCUCACACUCUUUAUGAAAGAAAACGUGUAUCCCAGCCAAGACCCCAUGAACAAUAACAUUGGAAUAGCGCUGGAGUGUAUACAAUGUAAUAUUAAUCGUCCUGACUUCAAGGUGUAUUGCCGUCUUCAAGGGAAAGAUCGGCACGAGAAGAGGCUGGCACGAUCUAGCGAUGGUAGCUGGAAAUGGCAGGGAAUUCUCGUUUCCAGGAUGACCCUGAACGUGUUUAAGCUCCUUAAAGACGACGUGCUGACAGCUCACCUACGCUUUGUGGUCGGUGAAAAUGAUGUGGCUAAAGGUCUGGAUUCCCGGGAAGAUCUAAUUCUCCACUUAAUGAAAAUACAAAAGACAGGAGUGUACAGUGACAUUGAAGUAUUAACAAGUGAUGGCAUGAGGCUCCCAGCUCACUGUGCAAUACUGAGUACCCGCUCGAACCUCCUGCAAAAGUUUCAGUCUGCGAUAGAGACUCGUGAAUGCGAAAAUGCCAGCACAAUACCCCUUCCAGGUACGAGGACGCCUAGAGCUAAGACUUCCCUGACAAGAGCAGAGAUUCCACUCGACAGUACCUUUGAAGGAGUAGCAUCAAGACACCGUUCAGUAACCUCAAUGUCGCCAGAUUCUUCCAGCACCAAAUGCGGGAAAUCGCAGAUCUCAAGACCUUCAACCAUACACGCAAAGGUGAUUUCAUUGCCAACUAUCACCGGCUCACCUGUUAGAUGUCUUAAUCCUAGUAGAACACCCAGCAAGCCUGGCAUGACUCACAACAAACGCUGCCUAAAUAACAGCACGAUGUCUCCCAGCAAACUUCCGAUUCCCAAUACAACGCUUCCCAAAAAGGAUCUUUUUUCUACAAGCCAACGUCUUUUGUCUCCCAGCCAACGUCUUUUGUCUCCCAGCCAACGUCUUUUGUCUCCCAGCCAACGUCUUUUGUCUCCCAGCCAACGUCUUUUGUCUCCCACCAAGCGUUCCCUGUCUCCCAGCACGCGCCCUCCUAGCAAGCGGUUCUUGACUCCAAGCAAACUUCUGACGAGCACCCCUAGUCCCUCCAUUGCGGAGACAACUUGCAGGAGAAUGCUCAGAGCUCCAGAAAAAAAACAUGAUCGAGAACCAUCUGAUACCUUUCACACGGAACCCCUUUCAUCAGAUCGUGGCAUAUGCUUCCCCGCUGGCGAGUCAAAUACACCACUAAAGCAACUCGAAAAUCGAAGUUUGAAAAGUCCCACCAAGAAAGCGUUUGUUAAAGUGAAUAUGUCGUCUUCCGUCACGCAGCAACUUCUGGAGUGGAUUUACAUAGGUGAUUGCAGCGACCUGGGUCGUCUAGCACGACCACUGCUGGUAGCUGGUCUGCGUCACGAGGUGAACGACCUAGUGUGGGCGUGCGAGAACCACCUGGCGGCCGAACUCACGCCCACCACCGCCCCCGACAUGCUGUUGCUGGCCCACAAAUGCGGGUCUGUGAGGCUCCGCGAGGCUGCCCUCCAAUAUGCCCUCCAGCACGUGCGUAUUGUCCCUCUUGUGCCCACAUUCUCGCCACAUCGUGGCUUUUCUUGA
Procambarus clarkii (red swamp crayfish) is the source of this 1964-nucleotide messenger RNA. Lineage: Eukaryota; Metazoa; Arthropoda; Malacostraca; Decapoda; Cambaridae. The record is from RefSeq and is a predicted model, not a curated record.